AUGGGCGAAGCAGGCUUUUUCAACAGCGAACUGGACCAUCUCCUGAUAUUGCGAGCAACUGACUGGCCAGACUCAUGGCAGGACAAGAUACGUGGACAGUUUCCCAAUCUUAAAAUCACAGGUUUGACGGUGGACAUCACCAAGCCUUUUGAGGAGACGGUGCCCAAGGAUAUACUCGCUGAGGCGACCGUCAUCGCAUUAAACACCACAAAAUACCUGCCUCUGCCUGAGAGUAUACCAAACAUCAAGCUCAUCCACACCUUCUCCGCCGGCGUAAACCAAAUAAUCAAAGAGCCGUACAUCACACGCACCAAUCUACCGCUAACCACCAGCUCGGGAAUCCAUGGCCCGCCCAUCUCCGAGUGGAUUCUGCUGAAUUGGCUUGUCUCAUCGCGGAACUACCAUGCUCUAUACGAAGGGCAGAAGAGACAUGAAUGGAUCAAUGCGCGACAGUAUGCCCCCUCCGGACUGACGGAUCAUGUUGGGAAGAGAGUUGCCAUUUUGGGAUAUGGGAGUAUUGGACGGCAGGUCGGCCGAAUCGCCGUCUCCCUAGGCGCCCAGGUCUACGCCUACACAGCCUCAGCCAAAAACACAGCUGAAUCACGCAAGGAUAACGGGUACAUCGUGCCCGGCACAGGCGACCCAGACGGCAUUAUACCAGUGGAAUGGCACCAUGGCACCAGCAAAGAGGAGCUGCGGCAUUUCCUCUCGACAACCAAACCAGACCAUGUGGUAAUCUCCUUGCCCCUGACGCCAGCAACAACCAAUCUCUUUGAUCGCGAAGAAUUCAAGGCUUGGUCUUCCUCCUCCUUCCCUUCCUCUUCGGCAAGAAAAGGAUUCCUAACAAACAUAUCCCGCGGCCCAAUCGUCAACACCUCCGCGCUCAUUGAGGCGGUGCGCAGCAAAAGUAUUCGCGGCGCGGCGCUAGACGUUACGGAUCCAGAACCGUUGCCAAAAGAGCAUCCGUUGUGGGAUGUAGAGGGCAUACAGAUUAGUCCGCAUGUUAGUUCGGUGGGGGAUGAGUAUUUUGAGCGAGCGUUGGAUGUGUUGAGGAUUAAUUUGGAGAGGUUGCAGGAGGGGGGGAGAUUGGUUAAUCUGUUUCAGAGGCGGAGGGGAUAUUAA
Molecule: messenger RNA, 1122 nt
Organism: Talaromyces atroroseus
Lineage: Eukaryota; Fungi; Ascomycota; Eurotiomycetes; Eurotiales; Trichocomaceae
Exons: 4
Coding region: 1-1122 (373 amino acids)
Molecular function (GO): NAD binding
Source: RefSeq, a predicted model, not a curated record